AAAUCACGAACGAGGCGUAAAGUGGGUGGGUGACGUGCCUUUGCUGCAUGAAAACAUAGGAACGCAAUUAUACGUGCUUGUUUCAUAAGUUUUUGACCUAAAAAACCUUUAAAAAUUUAAAAACCAAGUGCAAUCAUGGGGGACCAAAUCGAGGACGAUGAGGUGCAGGAAAUCCUCAAAACGGGCACCGAUCUGCGCCAAUAUUCUGCCCAAAUCGAGAAGGAAUUCAAAGAGGUGGAAAAUAGAUCCAUCGAGGACUACAUCAAGGAAAGCCAAAAUAUUGCCAAUUUGCACAACCAGAUUGGAAGUACCUCCCAGAUUCUGGAACGGAUGGAAUCGAUGCUGAUGGAUAUACAGGGUGCACUAAAUAAUAUAAGCAGCGAAAUCACGACGCUACAAAAGAAAUCCGUCUCGAUGUCGGUACAGCUGACCAACAGGCAAUCGGUGCGUGCUCAGCUGUCUCAGUUCAUCGAAGAUAUGGCCGUCCCGGAGGAGAUGAUAUCAACAAUAAUGGACACACCUGUUACGGAGAAAGAUUUCCUCAAUCAUCUGAACGAGUUGAAUCAUAAACUAAACCUAAUGAAGGAGCUUAACUUUAAGGAGUCUAAAUCGUCCCAGGAUGUGAACGAUGUUCUGCAAAAGUUGAAAAUUAAAGCCAUGACCAAGCUGCGGGUCUAUCUGAUGGAACAAAUCUACAAGUUUCGCAAACCGAUGACGAAUUACCAGAUUCCGCAGAACGCCAUGCUGAAGUUUAAGUUUUUCUUCGAAUUUAUUCUCUCGAACGAGCGUACCGUGGCCCAGGAAAUUUGUAACGAGUACGUUGAUACGAUGAGCAAGAUCUACUACAGUUAUUUUAAGAGUUACUCCACUCGGUUGGCGGCUUUGAAGUUUGAGGAAGCCGUUUCCAAGGAUGAUCUGAUGGGUUUGGAGGACACUGUUACGAGAAGUAUUUUCUCCAAGACCAGUUCCCUGAAGAACAAAAGUACGGUGUUCUCGAUUGGGGAUCGGGGUGAUGUUCUGAACCAACAACUGGAAGCACCGAUCAUCGUUCCUCAUGCGCAGCAGAAAAUACGAUACCCAUUCGAGGCGCUAUUUCGCUCGGAGCAGUACGCCCUGGUGGAUAACGCUUGCCGCGAGUAUCUAUUUGUGACGGAGUUUUUCAUCGUUAGGGGCCCGCAGGCACAGGAUUUGUUCAACCAGAUUAUGGGAAAAACGAUGAUUAUGCUUAUCAAAAAUUUGGAAACUUACGUUCAGGAUUGUUUUGAUACCAUUGCCCUGUUCCUGUGCAUCCAGCUUUGCUUGAGAUAUCAAUUGAUGUGUCACAAACGAUGCGUUCCUGCUUUGGAUAAAUAUUGGGACAAUUUACAGGCUGUGAUUUGGCCCCGCUUUGAGUUGGUUUUUCGCAUGAACAUACAGAGCAUUCAGGAGUGUGAUCCAACUAAAUUUCCAAAAGAAACUGGACCUCAUUAUAUAACUCGUCGAUACGCCGAAUUUUCCGCUGCCAUCGUUGGUAUAUCGGAAAAUUUUCCAAACGAGUUAGUUUCCCAUCUACUUCUAGAGCUCCAGGAAGAAGUCAAAUGUUUUAUGUUACGCAUGGCCGCCAUUUUCACCACCCGCAAGGAACAGUUGAUUUAUCUGAUCAACAAUUACGAUUUGGUGCUCGGGGUGUUGAUGGAGCGAACCCGAGACAACUCGAAGGAAGCAGAAGCAUUCCGGGAACUGUUGAGCACCCGAAGUUCCGAGUAUGUGGAAGAAAUUCUGGCACCCCAUUUGGGAGGAAUAAUUCAGUACGUGAAAGAUUGCGAGCAAAUGCUAGAGAAGGAGCAAACAGACGAAUUCAAACGGCAGGAAAGAAGAUCGCUACAAUUGGUUGCAAGUUUUUCGGCAAACUGGAAGAAAUCUCUGGAGGAAUUGAACCGCGAGGUGUUUUUAUCAUUCCCAUCGCUAGUCACCGGGUCCCAGCUUUUGCAGCUCGCUUUGGCCCAACUAGUGCAGUAUUAUCAUAAAUUCUACAAGCUGCUCACGCCAGGUGCUCGAGCCCAGCUAGUUAACAUCCACGUGAUUAUGAUAGAAAUCAAGAAAUAUAAAAGUAAUUACUAGGUA
Messenger RNA from Uranotaenia lowii, 2103 nucleotides. RefSeq names its product vacuolar protein sorting-associated protein 52 homolog. Gene Ontology annotation, molecular function: syntaxin binding. The record is from RefSeq and is a predicted model, not a curated record. The transcript has 5 exons. The coding region runs from base 136 to 2100 and encodes 654 amino acids. Gene Ontology annotation, cellular component: GARP complex. Gene Ontology annotation, biological process: endocytic recycling; lysosomal transport; Golgi to vacuole transport. NCBI's taxonomy places the organism in Eukaryota, Metazoa, Arthropoda, Insecta, Diptera, Culicidae.